Molecule: messenger RNA, 1630 nt
Organism: Lontra canadensis (Northern American river otter)
Lineage: Eukaryota; Metazoa; Chordata; Mammalia; Carnivora; Mustelidae
Gene: AFG1L
Product: AFG1 like ATPase
Exons: 14
Coding region: 66-1508 (480 amino acids)
Cellular component (GO): cytoplasm; mitochondrion
Molecular function (GO): ATP hydrolysis activity; ATP binding
Source: RefSeq, a predicted model, not a curated record
AGGCGCCCAGAAGGACGGAAGGGCCUCGGAGUCUAGCCAGCCUUCUCGCUAGUAGAGAUCUCAAGAUGGCGGCCUCCUGGUCGCCCUUGGUUACCCUGCGCUUAGUGCAGAGCCGGCUGAGAGGGAGAUGUAUUGGGUGCGGGGCCCGGGCUGCUGCUCUCGCCCCUCCGGCCACCGCCCCUGGAAACACCUUUUGGAAAGCCUAUACAGUUCAGACACCUGAGAUUACAUCUCCGAUUGCGGCUACAGAGCUUUAUGCAAAAGCUUUGGCUGUUUGCCAUGGCCCACUGGACCACUAUGACUUUCUGAUCAAAGCUCAUGAGCUAAAGGAGGAUAAGCAUCAAAGAAGAGUCAUACAGUGUUUGCAGAAACUACAGGAGGACCUCAAAGGAUACAGGAUAGAGGCAGGAGGCCUUUUUUCAAAGCUUUUUUCAAGGAGCAAACCUCCAAGGGGCCUGUAUGUUUAUGGAGAUGUUGGUACAGGGAAAACAAUGGUGAUGGACAUGUUUUAUGCUUAUGUGGAGAUGAAGAGGAAGAAGCGGGUUCAUUUUCAUGGUUUCAUGCUAGAUGUUCAUGAAAGAAUACACCGCCUUAAACAGAGUUUGCCAAAAAGGAAACCGGGAUUCAUGGCUAAAUCAUAUGACCCAAUCGCUCCCAUAGCUGAAGAAAUCAGUGAAGAAACAUGUCUCCUAUGUUUCGAUGAGUUUCAGGUCACUGACAUUGCUGAUGCCAUGAUUCUGAAACAGCUUUUUGAAAAUCUGUUCAAAAAUGGGGUCGUCGUUGUGGCAACAUCCAACAGGCCACCGGAAGAUCUCUAUAAAAAUGGACUCCAAAGAGCUAACUUCGUACCAUUCAUUGCUGUCCUAAAGAAAUACUGUAAUACGGUCCAGCUCGAUUCUGGGAUCGACUACCGGAAAAGGGAACUUCCUGCCGCAGGAAAACUCUACUAUCUCACAAGUGAAGCUGAUGUGGAGGCUGUCAUGGAUAAGUUGUUUGAUGAGCUGGCUCAGAAACAAAAUGAUUUAACUAGACCAAGGAUUCUAAAAGUGCAAGGCAGAGAGCUGCGGCUGAAUAAAGCCUGUGGAACUGUUGCCGACUGCACAUUUGAAGAGCUGUGUGAGAGACCACUUGGAGCCAGUGACUACCUGGAACUGUCAAAGAAUUUCGAUACAGUAUUCUUACGAAACAUUCCCCAAUUUACACUGGCCAAGAGGACGCAGGCUCGAAGAUUCAUCACUCUCAUUGAUAACUUCUAUGAUUUCAAGGUGCGCGUCAUCUGCUCUGCAGCGACCCCUAUAGGAAGCUUGUUUUUGCAUCAACAUCAUGACAGCGAGUUGGAGCAAAGCAGAAUACUGAUGGAUGAUUUGGGGCUGAGCCAGGACUCAGCAGAAGGACUCUCUAUGUUUACUGGAGAAGAGGAAAUCUUUGCAUUUCAGCGCACACUUUCCCGACUCACCGAAAUGCAGACGGAGCAGUACUGGAAUGAAGGGGACAGAAGCAAGAAGUAACCAUCGCUUUUGCGUGAAUAAAACUCGGGACAAAUGAUUACGGCAGGGAGAACUCUUUUUUAUGGGACUUGAAGGAAUCAUUUUUCUCAUCAUUAAUUAUGUACUUUGUCCUCUGGACCAUU